Molecule: messenger RNA, 417 nt
Organism: Coccinella septempunctata (seven-spotted ladybird)
Lineage: Eukaryota; Metazoa; Arthropoda; Insecta; Coleoptera; Coccinellidae
Product: probable ATP-dependent DNA helicase HFM1
Exons: 1
Coding region: 1-417 (138 amino acids)
Biological process (GO): resolution of meiotic recombination intermediates
Cellular component (GO): nucleus
Molecular function (GO): DNA helicase activity
Source: RefSeq, a predicted model, not a curated record
AUGGCAGUGAAACACUUAAUUGAAAACCUAACAAUUCCACUGAGCGCUAAUCAAAAAGAUCUCCUAAUCAAAUCCGCUUCGUCCAUCACCGACACCAAGCUGAAAUCCGGCAUUUCGCAUGGCUUCGGUUAUCACCACGGAGGACUCCUUCCAGAAACUCGAUCUAUAAUAGAACAACUUUUCCGAAAUGGACAGCUACCAGUUUUGGUCACCACGAGUACGCUCGCGACCGGAGUCAAUCUACCAGCCCAUUUGGUGAUAAUCAAAUCCACCAAGUUCUACAAUCAAGGCGGAUUUCAAGAUUAUCCUGCUUCAGCUGUGUUGCAGAUGAUAGGAAGAGCUGGGAGGCCUCAGUUUGACACCGAAGCCACGGCACUCAUUUUGACAUCAAUCGCUGAUAAGGUCAGUAAGGUUUAG